Hyaloscypha bicolor E is the source of this 1884-nucleotide messenger RNA. Its product is annotated as protein serine/threonine phosphatase 2C. NCBI's taxonomy places the organism in Eukaryota, Fungi, Ascomycota, Leotiomycetes, Helotiales, Hyaloscyphaceae. The coding region runs from base 1 to 1884 and encodes 627 amino acids. Gene Ontology annotation, biological process: protein dephosphorylation. The transcript has 2 exons. Gene Ontology annotation, molecular function: cation binding; protein serine/threonine phosphatase activity. The record is from RefSeq and is a predicted model, not a curated record.
AUGUUUGGCAGCUCUGGGUCGCCGCCAAAGGAUGGUGGUCCGGAACCCGUUGCGCAAGACGCCGUAGAUUCGAAUUCGACAGAGACUCCCACCGCAUCGAAACCUGCUGAGGAGGGCGGAAGCGGAGAGAAGCGCAGCGGAAAUGGAAGCCCUCCUGGCAGAGCGACCAACGACAAUGGAAAUUCCGGCGAGAAGAAGCGGAGGAGUAGUGGUGUUGGUGCAAAGGCAAGCUCGCUGCUUGCGAACGCGAAGAACUCUCUACACUUCAGCCAGAGCCCGAAUUCAUCAGGAUUCAUGCGCAGUCAGGAGCAGAACACGCAGACACCGUUGCAGAAGCUUGGUAAGCAGGAUCCGGCGUUGAGUGUCCCCCAAGGUCAACACAACAACUCGGCCGGCGAAUCACUGCCAGGACCGCGGUCUACGUUUACUGUGGGUGUUUGGGAGGACAAGAACAAGAAAUGCCGUCGGACUAUGGAAGAUACACAUGCUUUCCUGUACAACUUCUUACAUACCCCCGCCCCCGCAUUGGGAUCCGAGACGCCGAGCACGAAAUCGAAGUCGACCGAGGAGCUCACGCCGGAUGAGUCUACUCCUAGUCUUGCACCUACUGCUUCGUCCUCCGAGAUGAUGGAAACAGACAAUGGAUAUUUCGCUAUCUUCGAUGGUCACGCCGGUACAUUUGCUGCAGACUGGUGUGGUAAGAAGCUUCAUAUCAUCUUAGAAGAAACGAUACGAAAGAACCCGAAUACCCCUAUUCCCGAACUCCUCGAUCAGACCUUCACUACCGUCGAUGCACAGUUAGAAAAGCUGCCCCUCAAGAAUUCCGGUUGUACGGCCGUCACAGCAGUCCUACGCUGGGAAGACAGGAUACCUAACGCCCAAUCUGCAACUGGAUCGACCGCAAUUGCACCAGCUACAGCUGCGGCAGUAAAAGCUGCAGAUGAAGCUGCGAAAGCCGAGGAGAAGUCUGGAGACAGUGGCGUAGACAUGAGCAAGACGCCCUCGCAGCAAAAUCCAGCUGCAAGUGCUACCUCUCUUGCAACAACGACAAGUGAAGCAACACAUGCCAGACUCAGGACAACUGCAUCACGCCAACGCGUUCUCUACACUGCAAACGUUGGAGAUGCCCGCAUCGUGCUAUGUAGAAACGGCAAGGCAUUAAGGUUAUCCUACGACCACAAAGGUAGUGACGAGAAUGAAGGCAAGCGUGUUGCGAAUGCCGGAGGCCUGAUCCUGAACAACCGCGUCAAUGGCGUCUUAGCCGUGACCCGUGCGUUAGGAGAUGCAUAUAUGAAAGACCUAGUGACCGGCCACCCAUACACCACAGAAACAGUCAUCCAACCUGAUCUUGAUGAGUUUAUCAUUCUUGCUUGCGAUGGGUUAUGGGACGUCUGCUCCGACCAAGAAGCCGUCGACCUCAUCCGACACCAACAAGACCCCAUCGCCGCUGCUAAAUCACUCGUCGACCACGCCCUCGCUCGCUUCAGCACUGACAACCUCUCCUGCAUGAUCGUGCGCUUCAACAAAUCCGCGCUCCAAACCGCAACCAAGGAGCCCUCCUCCGCUAUUGGCGUCGAAGGCGAUCCGACCUGCGUGCCCGGCAAGAUCUCAGAGGUCGACAAGAUCGUCGGCGAUGCAAAGCGGAAGGUUGCUGAGGAUGGGGUUCAUGCAGUGGGCGUGUCAGGGAGUAAUAGCGGAAAGGGCCACGAUCCGAAGCUGGUGCUGGCGGAGGAGAGGGAGAGGGUUAGUAUGGAGAAGGUGGUUGAGGAGGAGCCGGGUCUUGUUGAAGGCGAGGAGGCCAACGAGAUUGAUCUGAAGGGCGCAGAGGCCGCGAGUCCGGAGACGAGGAUGAAGCUGCAGUUGCCGGAGGGGCCGGCGAAAUAA